AAAAAAAAAAAAGCCGAUAAAAAGAAACGGGAAAAUAGUUCGUGCUCUAUUUUUUUAAUUUAAUAUUAGCUACCUUGAGGUUUUAAUUUCUGUAAAAAUUAUUAUUUCUUCAUUUUUUUUCAUUAAAAGUGACAUCAGCAAAGAAAUUCCGGGUAAGCAGCCUAAUUUGGAAAUAAAAGUAUAUGCCGCCGAUGCCUAAUGAAUCUCAUCCGUUAGAUACGACUCCUAAUUCUCAUCCGUCCGAUCAAGCUUCACUUCCCAUAUCUCUAUAUAUUGCCGCCAUUACCCAGUAGAAUUUCCAUCAUCAAUUCAGCGUUUCAGACAGAAGUUUCCUGAUUCCAAUUGAGAUCUGAAAUUCUGUUGGAUCGAUUUUUCAUCCCUGCUUUCUUCCUAGGUUUUCUUACAUUGGUAAUCGAAUCAAGUUUUGUUCUCCGAAUUCUCGUACGCCCCCGAACUGAAAACCCCAUUCAGUUUUAUCAAAUUUCAUCUGCUUUUCUUCUGGUGUUCUUGUUUAGGUUCACAAGGAAACAGAGUACUCGAAGAACCCAUCAAGCUUCCGGUUCAUCUUUCAAUACAGUUUGUCUUAAAGACUCAAUUUUUAUCGAUUUAGGUCAUUAGUCUAAUCAAUUCUCUCAGAUUUUUAUCGAUCUAGCCUUCUGAAUUUCGUACCCAUUAAGGUAUUCUCUUAGGUCUUCUUAAAAGUGGUUUUUUUGGGGUUUAAAAAGAGAAGAUGGAAUCUGUUGUUGUUGGGUGUCGAUUUCAACCGACUGACGAGGAGUUGGUUUCGCACUAUUUAAAGAAGAUGAUUUUAGGGCUUCCAUUUACAGAAGAGGAAAAGACAUUCUUCACUGCAAAACAUCUGUACGGUGAUAAUGCCACCCCUUGGGAAUUAUUAACUGAAGAUCUUCCAUGGCAUAAGGUGCUCAAUUCCAAUCGAGACAUUGAGUCUCAGAAAGUCAUUUAUGUUUUCACUUUCCUCACUAAUGUUGCCCAGAAAAAUUCCAAGAACCGUAAGAACAAAAACAGAGUAGCUGGUUGUGGCACUUGGAAUGUUAACUCUUCCGCCAAGCCAGUCAGGGACAAUUGCGGAUUCGGAAGGAAAAUCGGAGAAUGUAAGAAUUUCACCUUUGAAUCUGCAGAACAAACUGUUGGGCAGUGGACCAUGACUGAGUAUUCCAUCGAUGCAGCCGCCAAUGGGAUUCCGGAGGUGGAAGGAAUUAAUUGCUCUGACUAUGUAUUGUGCAAGAUAAAAAGGGAUGAUUCAAAAUCGUCCAAGGGAGGAAGAAUUGUGUCUCGCAAGAGAAAGAAUGAGAUUAUGCUGCCUGAAGAAGCGGGACAGAGUUUCACAAAGAAGAUGAAAUCAGUGAGCAGAAAGGAGGAGGACAUGAGUGUCUUGAGCAAUGAGGAUGAUGAUUCUGCAGCCAUAGUGAUGAACAAUGAGGAGGCUGGAGUUUCUUCUUAUGGAUCAUUGGAUUGUGGCACUGCUGUCCCUUGGCUGAUGAAUGCGGCGAAUUCCGAUACUUUAGCAGCUGCUGCUGGUCCAUCCACAUGUUGGAACUGCAUUCCGGACAAUGAAGCAUUUUGUUUCAGUUCAAACUUUCAGAGUACUGAUUUGGAUCCUUGGUUGAAAGAGCUGGAAGCUUUUUAGUCGAUCUUGACUCGUUUGGCUGUUAAUCUAAUCUAUUAGAUGUUAGACCCUUUGUUGAGCUUUUGUGCAGAUUUGCCUCAGGGUGUAUGUUAGAGUUGGCUAAAUUAGUGAUACUCAUUUGUGGCGGUCAUAAAAUUUUGUAAUUGUUCAUAUGAGACUGCCUCUUACUUUAUUGUGUAUUGCCAAUAUUAAAUUACAGUGUGAGUUAUGAAUGAUAUCCCUUAUUCUUUGAUUAUUUUGUAUUUGAUUGACAGUUUAAAACUCUUUUUUGAUCUGACCUUAAGAAACUUCUAUACUAAAGCUAAAUUCUUCUUCCAAUAACUGUCACUCGCUAGGUAUGUUGAGGCUAGUUAAGGUUGUGAAUGCAUGAAACAUAAUCAUAUUCUUUCAUUCACAUUUUCCCAUUAGCGUCAGAAAAUUGACGCUGAAUAGGUU
This is a messenger RNA of Oldenlandia corymbosa var. corymbosa, 2083 nucleotides long. Lineage: Eukaryota; Viridiplantae; Streptophyta; Magnoliopsida; Gentianales; Rubiaceae. The record is from the annotation of a GenBank genome assembly.